AUGAAUCUGGAGAAGUCAGACUCACCUGCCCCCAGCUGUGUGUCUCUGAAGUCAAUGGACGGACCAAGAAACUUCACAGGAGAUUUUACACCCAACCCAAAAGUGAAACUGGAGAAGGCAGACUCACCUGCACCCAGCUGUGUGUCUCUGAAGUCAAUGGAUGAACCUUUAUUCUUCAAACAGGAACAUAGACCUCCUGACUCAAGACUGAUGAAGUUGGAACAGUUCCACUCACCUGGACUACACUCAGUGGAUUCAGAAGACAUGAAAAGAGAAUCUAUUACACCAGCUGAUUUCAGUGAGUUGGCUGUCAGUCUCUUGACCAACGAGGACUUCAGAUGUUCAGUCUGCACAGGUGUACUGAAAGACCCAGUGUCCAUCCCCUGUGGACACAGUUACUGCAAGCAGUGCAUCACCUCAUACUGGGAACAGCCUAGCCAAGCAGGCCACUACGCCUGUCCCCAGUGUCCACGCACAUACAGCUCCCACCCGGCACUCUACUCAAACUCAGCCUUGGCACUGGUGGUCCACAAGCUAGAGCACUUCAGUCCUGUCCUGCCUGCCCAAAGCUAUGCUGGUCCUGGAGAUGUGGAGUGUGAUUUCUGCACCGGGCGGAAACUGAAGGCUGUUAAAACCUGUUUGACCUGCACUGCCUCCUUCUGCGGCACCCAUGUGAAAGAGCACUACACUAUUCCAGCACUGCAGAGACACACAUUAGUGGAAGCUGUUGAAACCAUGGAGGAGAAAAUGAUCCACACUGAAUUGAAGGAGUCUCACAGGAGUGGCUCUGAUGAGUCACCAAGUUCCUCAAGGAAGAGACGUGGUCAAGAGGAGGACCCAGUGCUACGAUUUGUGGCUGCCUUGCAGCAGGAGAUUCGUCAACUCAAAAGACAGGUGUCUGACUUGCAAGAUAGGAUUUCUACAUUUGACUGUAAAGUCAGAAAGGAAGAGAAAAAUAUCAGGGAGCAGCAGGAGGCACGGGGGCAACAGCAGGAGCAGCAGCAGAAGCUAGCGCAGCAACUGCAGAAGCAUCAGCGGUGGGGGCAGCAGCUGCAGGAGCCAGAGGGGGUGCGGCAGCAGGUGCAGCAGUUGCGGCAUCAGUUGGGGCUGCGGAGUGAUCCGUAUAUGUGGCAGCAGCUGCAAGAGGAGAAGCUGACACAGCCAGGUAGGGUGACCAUCUGA
This is a messenger RNA of Engraulis encrasicolus (European anchovy), 1182 nucleotides long. Its product is annotated as E3 ubiquitin/ISG15 ligase TRIM25-like. The record is from RefSeq and is a predicted model, not a curated record. The coding region runs from base 1 to 1182 and encodes 393 amino acids. The transcript is spliced from 8 exons. NCBI's taxonomy places the organism in Eukaryota, Metazoa, Chordata, Actinopteri, Clupeiformes, Engraulidae.